This is a messenger RNA of Syngnathus typhle (broad-nosed pipefish), 1358 nucleotides long. Its product is annotated as coiled-coil domain-containing protein 106-like. The record is from RefSeq and is a predicted model, not a curated record. Lineage: Eukaryota; Metazoa; Chordata; Actinopteri; Syngnathiformes; Syngnathidae. The transcript is spliced from 8 exons. Bases 1 to 1098 code for a protein of 365 amino acids. Gene Ontology annotation, cellular component: nucleoplasm.
AUGGUGUGCAUCCGGGUACUUGCGGCAAGAUGUGUAACCGUUCAACUUCCGUGCGAGUCUCUGGUGGAAAACGCGCACAUCGACGACAUGAAUCCAGCAAGCAACUCGGACGAUCCAAGCGCGCCAGGAGGAGGAGGAGGUUUCUCCCCAGAAUCGUACGAUGCAUCUUUCCCCUUGGAGGAAGGCAUGGAGAGGCCCGCGUCCUGCCAGCACGGCCAGCACAUGAUGGACGAGCCCGGCGCGCAGGAGGCGACUCCCUCGCUGUACGGGCCCUUCAUCCUGGUGUCCAAUUUGCGGGCUCACCUCUAUGUGGCGCUGGAGAAGAACGCCUGGCUACAGCGGCGCAUCGAGGAGCUGGAGGAGGAGCGCAACUUCCUGCGCUGCCAACUGGAUCGCCUCAUCGUGGGCGUGCGGGGGGGGCUGGAGGGUGAGCAGGGGUGGUGCGGGGGCACUCAGCGCGGUGUGACGAUUCAGACUGAUGGACCCGCUUGCCCCCCCUCUCCCAUGACCACCCGCUCUGGACUGAUCCGCAAAGGCCUGCCGGGCCCUGUGCUGCUAUCUCACCACGGGCCCGCCAUCCCCGUUAAGCAGGAGAUUCGCCUGAAGGAGGAAAGGUUCUACACGGACGAGGAGUACCUGGAGGAGCAGGAGGAAGAGGGGGAGGAGGAUGAGGACGAAGGGCAGGACUCUUUGCUGGAGGUUGGUAGCGCCACAAGGAAGGGCCGCGGCGUGAAAAUGAGGAGGAUCUUCCGCAUCACGCACAGCAGGGAGAGGCAGAGAGUCAAAGACCCGGAAGGGGUUCUGAUCCGCUAUAAGAAGAUCCUGACAACCUACCAGCGCGUGAGGAGCAUGUCCCGAGCGUUCCAGAUCCACGGGGUGGACCGCAACACCAUGGCCUCCACCUCGCCCAUCGCUGAGCUCCUGCUGGUGGCACCGGAUAAGAUGGACGUGGUGGGCGAGUUUGAGGCGGUCAAGGAGAAGCUGCUGGACUACGCCAGGCGCUGCUACAAAAUCAUGGAUGAGCAGACGCACGUCAAAGUGGAGAAGAUGAAGAAGAAUCACAAGCUGCUGCCUAUCUCCUACCGCUUCAGAAACUAACCAGAAGACAAUUGGUUGCGCUGAUUUCCUCCAAGCUGUCACAGGAAGCCACUUUAGGGUUUCCUUUCUUUUUAUUUGCACAAACUUUGCUCCGUUUUGUCCGGCUCCAAGUCCAGGACAAAUGGUGAGAAGUGUUAAAGGGCCGUUUGAUUUCUUCGUCAAGUUUGCACGGCACAGGUUGUGUACUUCGGGAAGUCGGAAGAGCAAAGAUGUCGGAAACUGUAUUUAAGUUGUGGGGUCGUCAUCGUCGUAUACGAAUA